Molecule: messenger RNA, 1540 nt
Organism: Helianthus annuus (common sunflower)
Lineage: Eukaryota; Viridiplantae; Streptophyta; Magnoliopsida; Asterales; Asteraceae
Product: flavin-containing monooxygenase FMO GS-OX5
Exons: 7
Coding region: 27-1319 (430 amino acids)
Molecular function (GO): flavin adenine dinucleotide binding; N,N-dimethylaniline monooxygenase activity; NADP binding
Source: RefSeq, a predicted model, not a curated record
AUUGUUUGGACAAAUGGACCAAAACUAUGCCAACUCCUUUGAAGGUGGCCGUCAUUGGAGCCGGUCUCAGCGGGUUGAUCGCGGGUCGGGAGCUAGAACGAGAAUCCCAUGAAGUUGUAGUUUUUGAAAAAUCGCAUCGACUGGGUGGAGUGUGGGUCUAUGAUCCAAGGACCGAGUCAGAUUUACUUGGAAUUGAUCCGGAUAGAGAAAUUGUACAUGGCACGAUAUACAAAUCUUUACGAACGAAUAGCCCACGCCAAAUAAUGGGGUUCUCGGAUUAUAUGUUCGAAGGGAAAGAAUAUGGUGAUCCAAGGAUGUUUCCGGGGCACCAAGAGUUUUUAAGUUACUUGGAAGAUUUUGCAAAGAAAUUUGGAGUAACCAAACUCAUAAGGUUCAAUUCAGAGGUAACUAGAGUCGAAUUACUUGACUCGACGAAUGAGUUUGUCGUCGAGUGGAAGACAAAGGGGGUGAGUUCGAGCGAAGUGUUUGACGCGGUGGUUGUUUGUAAUGGUCACAACAGUCAACCUAGAGCUGCCUUGGACAUCCCAGGUAUACUUGAGUGGCCAAAGAAGCAAUUGCAUGCUCAUAACUAUCGAGUUCCAGAACCAUUUCAAGAUCAGGUUGUGGUUAUCAUCGGGAACGAAUCAAGUGCGUACGACAUAUCAAGAGAACUAUCAACCGUUGCCAAAGAAGUUCACCUGUCCUCUAGAUCACCAAAUGUUAAGGUCUCAAAACUAGAGAAAUACAAUAAUAUAUGGCAGCAUUCCAAGAUAGAUCGUGUUUUCAAAGAUGGCAUAGUUAAGUUUCAAGAUGAAGUCUCCAUUAAAGCAGAUGCAAUUAUUCAUUGCACUGGGUACGAGUUUUACAUUCCGUUUCUUAAAACACACGGCAUUGUAACCAUCGAAGACAAGUGUGUUUCGCCUACUUAUGGGAAUGUCUUCCCUCCGCAACUGGCCCCUAGACUGUCUUUCGUCGGAUUAUUUCACAAGGGUAUGACAUUCCUUCCAGCCGAACUGCAGUCGAAGUGGAUAGCUCGAGCAUUAUCCGGGAAGAUUUCAUUGCCUUCAGAAACCGAAAUGUUGGAUAACGUGGAACAAGUUUAUAGAGAAAUGGAAGAAAAGGGAAUCCCUAAGAGUUACACUCAUUCUCUAAAUUUUCAAAUGGAUUACAUGGAUUGGUUAUCAGAUCAGUUGGGAAUAACGCGACCUCCACAAAAGUUGAAGGACUUUUAUGCCCGUUUUAUAGAACGAUUUCUUUAUGAUCAUGAAGGGUUCCAGGAAACGUUUAAAGAGGAUUUAUUAAUCUGUGAUGAGAUGUGAAACGUUUGAAGAGGAUUUAUUAAUCUGUGAUGAGAUGUAGCUAGGUCAUUUUAUCGGAUUUAUUAAAAUUAAUUAAAAAUUGAAUUAUUUAUGUUUGAUAUUUUUAAUAAAUCAAUUUAAAAUUAAGCACCAGUGAUGUUUUUUAUAUUAUAUUUAACUUAUGUAUCCAUUGUAAGUGGAUUGUACUUAAAUUUAUAGUAAACCAUUGUUUUAAUUUUUAA